AUUGAAUCUCUCUUCACACUUCUCGCUACUUCGUAUGUGGUAGAACUGGCGCCAUGGUUCUGACUCAGCGUCACACGGCCGCUAUCGUGCUCACCCUUUUUUACUCAGUCUCUGCUCUCCCCACGACUCAAGUCAAGCAGGAUGAGUUAUACACACAACCCAUCGGCAACCUGGGCGAAUCAUUCAAGCCCACUGGACCCCCUCCAACCAUCAUCCAGCUCACCCCGUCCAACCUUGCCUCAGUCGGACAUGUCACUGAGGUUCCUUCUUUAUUUGGCCUGUCGUCGCCAUAUUCAGAUACCGAUGAGGACCUAGCCGAACGUGGUAUCGUUGGCGUUGAUAACCGCGUCGUCUGGAACAGCACCGACUACCCCUAUUCGGCCAUGGGCAGACUGAUCUGGUCCACGGGCGCCUACUGCACAGGCACUCUUGUUGGUCCCCGCCACGUCGCCACCGCCCGCCACUGUUCCCCCUCUGAUGAUCAGACGGGCAUCACCGUCACCUUCCAGCCCGACUACUUCAACGGCGAGCGUUUUCCUUCCUCCAAAGUUGGGCCGGUCUUGUCGUUAUCAGGUGUUGAUGUCGUGAACAACCCCGAUGCCUGCGAUUACAAGAACGACUGGGCUAUCAUGGUUCUUGACGACCCAUUGGGGAAUGACAGGGGCUACAUGGGCGCCAAGACGGUGGACAGCUCGCUGCUUAAAAGAGCAAUAUUUUACCACCUCGGGUACCCCCUUGACCUGGGUCAGGGUGAAAGGCAAUACAGGCAGUACCCCAUCACCAUCUCCAGCUCGACAGGUUGUGAUGCGUAUGGUCCUAUGGUAACGGAUGCUGAUGCUGAUAGUGGCCAGUCAGGCGGCCCACUUUGGCUGCCUCCAGACGCGGCAGGGGACAGGUACAUGUAUGGCGUUGCAAGUUCAACAAGCUCGACUGGCACGAACUUUGCUGGCGGCGAUGCGUUUUUGCAGGGGAUUGCAUAUGUACGCCAGAACUAUCCAUAGUAUGAGCCUUGAGCUACUUUUGUUCUUUGGCUGACCAUCUUUUCUGUUUUUGGGGUCUCUAGAGAGUAACGCUUAUAGAGCGAAGUUACCAUGAUCCACUGUUCCGAGUUGAUG
Messenger RNA from Pseudomassariella vexata, 1115 nucleotides. RefSeq names its product trypsin-like cysteine/serine peptidase domain-containing protein. The coding region runs from base 54 to 1001 and encodes 315 amino acids. NCBI's taxonomy places the organism in Eukaryota, Fungi, Ascomycota, Sordariomycetes, Amphisphaeriales, Pseudomassariaceae. Gene Ontology annotation, molecular function: serine-type endopeptidase activity. The record is from RefSeq and is a predicted model, not a curated record. Gene Ontology annotation, biological process: proteolysis. The transcript has a single exon.